CGCAAGAAAGACAGAAGGAGACGGAGGGGGGAUGUGCGCGUAUGCGUAGUACACGGCGCUGCAGGUACAGCGAUAAGACAGCGGAUUGUGCGUUCCCGUUCCAGCCCUGGAACACCAUCUCCCUAAUUCCGGAGAUCCCCCCCUUCUCACCGCAAUGUCGAGCGGUGAAGUGCGUGUUCUCCGCCGAGAGGCCGGACAGGAGAGCCCGAGGAUGCCGGCCUGGAAGAGAGAGAUCCUGGAGCGGAGGAAAGCGAAGGGCGGCGUGGCUGGAGCAGGUGGGAGCGAGCCGUGCUCGAGCGCAGGCACAGCCCGGGUAAAUGGAGAGGUAACAGGAGAUAGCAGCGGCUCUAAAAACAAAGAGGCUGUGUCGAGUACCAGUUCAGCCAGGAGCUAUACCAUCACACCGGCGAGCCAGCACUUUGCAGGCAAGCAUGGCAGCGCCACCGCCUCCCCGGAGCUCUCACCAAUGAAAUCAAACAAAGACCCCUGGGCGACCAACGAUACCCACGACUCGGAGAAAACUGGAAGGCAACGCGGGGAGGAAGAGAGCCUGGUGCUGCAGGACAGUCUGGGACCGCUACAGGAGAACCCCUUCAUUAAACUGGAGAAGGAGCGUAAAAAGCGACAGGACCGAGACGGUGCCACUCGGCCCGUUCAACACAUACUGGAGCUGUACGGGAGCGUCCCUGGCAUCCGGACUAUCCGAGCCGAAAACAUAAUCAUUAUAGAAUCAGAUCCGGAUUAUUUCCCGGACGCUAGCGGUAUUAAAGCCGGUGGAAAGCUGCAGCAGAACGGCACCGUUAGCAGCUACAGUUCCCUCAACGACCUGUUAGACAGGAGAGGCAGUGCUGUAACUGAGAUACGCGCGAAGGAGGUGGUCAUUUACGAUUCGGCGCUGAGCAAAAGCGAGGAGAACUUGAGCACGCUGGGCCGCCCCGGUUCCGACGGGGUGCUGGACCCGGAAAGCCAGGGGCGGGUGAGUCGCAUGCUGCAGAAAUUCGACCGCAACUACGGCAAGCUGCAGCCCAAAUCCCGCAGCACGGAGAACCUGUUGGAGCUGGAUAGCAGCCCGGCGAGGCCAAGGCUCCGACCCAAACCACAGCCAGAUCAGGUGCCAAAGUCUAGGACGCCCCCUCUCUCCCGCUCACCGGCCCAGAGCCCGGAUCGCUCGUCACCCGCUCCAGUCUUCCACAGCUCCCCGUCUUCCAAGCCCCAGGCCGAGACACCCCUCGAGCGGGAGAGCAGCGCCCCCUCCGCCGAAAGCCCCCAGUCCGUGUCUUCCUUCCGGCGUCGCUUUGAGACGGGCGGGACAGGCAGGCCGGGUGGGGGGCGCACCAUACUGGUGAACCCCCGCGAGGCGGCGGAGAGGUUCCAGGCCAAACCCCUGCGAGAGAGGGACUGGGAGGGUGCGGACGGCCCCUCGAAACCCAGGGUGCCAUGCUCUCCGGAGCGACACCCCCGCCCGUGUGCCGAGUCCCCCUCCCCGCCCCCAUCGCCCCCCUCCCCGGGGUUCGAGAUCCGGCCCUCACCCCGGCCCGACCUGUCGGCACUGCCCGCGGGCGACAUCCAGGCGCGGGCCCUUGCCAACCUGCGUCUGCAGUCGCGCAACUCCUUUACUGUCAUCCCCAAGCGGCCCGCUGCGGUAUCCGGCCCGGGAAGCGUGGCCCCGCCCUCCCCCGCCCGGCCCCCUUCCCCGAGGGCGUCGGACACCGCCGCCCCAGCAGUGCCAAGCCCCACCACUCGCCCGCCCACGCCGCCCUCCUCCAAGAAGAGGGACAGGGAGGCGGCGGCCAGGCAAGCCAAAACCGAACCCCCCAAACCCGCCGCCCCCUUGGUGCCCUCAUCCCCCGUGGCGUCUCCGGAGCCCGCCGAAGAUGCCCCAGCCCCGGUCGCACCACCCGAGGCCCCCAGGGCGGCCGAUCACCUGCCUGUUACCAACAUCGACGACAUCGAGGUGGCGACGCCCCCCCAGCCCGCCCCGAGCCCCGUGGUGCAGCGGCGCACGGGGAACACCUUCACGGUGGUGCCCAAACGGAAGCCCGGGUCCCCCGAGCCCCAGGACACUGCUGCCAGCCCCCAGACACCCUCCACGCCCUCCACGCCUCCUCAGGCCCCCUAUGCCCAGCUGGGCUCUCUGCUGAAGAAGCGCUACCCCGCCGUGGACGAGAUCGAGGUCAUCGGCGGGUACCUCUCCCUCGGCCGCUCGUGCCUCUCCAAAACGGGCUCCACCGGGAAGAAGCUGAAGAUCUCCUUCAACGAGUCGAGCCUGCAGAGCACCUUCGAGUACCCCUCGGAGAGCAGCCUGUGGGACAGCGGGGAGGAAGAGGAGGAGAGGGAGGAAGAGGAGCAAGAGCAGCCCGGAGAGGCGGAGGCGGAGGGCAUCCACAUCCCCCGGCCCAGCUACACCAGCUCCCCCACAAACAGUACCAACAGCAGCGAUCUGUCCAGUUACACUCCCAAGAACUCUGUGGAUUUCAGUGCCUGGCAGGAACACAAACUCGAUGACCCUGCGCUCCAGGGGGACUCCAAUUCUCGACGCACGGAGCUAUCUCCAGAGGAAGUGAUGCUCACUCCAGCAGACAGCUCCUCCCUCUCGGACUUCGGCAGCGAACCAGCUCUCUACUUCUGACCUGCGUGAACCUCACAGGAUCACAGAACCACUGCCUGCCAGCAACUGCUCAAACACACACACAAGCACACACACACACACACACACACACACACACACACCACGCCAUGGGACCAAAGCACCCAGCAGUAUGAGAAAGAGUGACCCGACCCGGCCAGAACUGGACCGACCACUCCGCUCCACACACCUCAGUCACACUCCACUGAACUUCAGGACGAGAACCCCCUCACAGCACCAAGACACCGCCUACCCCAAAGUCAAAACAGCUGGACUGUUCGAACCCAACCCGCACAGUUGAUCUGUCCUCCCAUGUAUGGGGAGUCGGAGUCCCACUGGCAGUGGGGUCUCUGCAAGGUUUCCAUUCUCUGUCACACUGCCUGAACCUUGUUCAAAAUAUGCAUCACGCAUGGGGGGGGGUGGGGGAUCACUAGAUGAGAAUGUUUUCCAAUGCAAGCCUGGCCCAGGCUCCUCAGCUUGCAGGUCUCUCUUUCGCUACAUUGACAGUACAGAUCAGGAGGAGGAGGAGGAGGAGAACUUAAUGCAAACGCGAGACAGUAAGUGACCAAAUCCCUUAAGCACAGCCAGCCGCCUGUGCCCCGUCUUUACCGAGAGGAAGAGGCUCUGUGGUACGCAGCGGAAUCCGAGAAUGUAACCAAAAGGUU
Messenger RNA from Megalops cyprinoides (Indo-Pacific tarpon), 3291 nucleotides. RefSeq names its product taperin (gene tprn). Lineage: Eukaryota; Metazoa; Chordata; Actinopteri; Elopiformes; Megalopidae. Bases 155 to 2629 code for a protein of 824 amino acids. The transcript is spliced from 4 exons. Gene Ontology annotation, molecular function: phosphatase binding. The record is from RefSeq and is a predicted model, not a curated record.